Messenger RNA from Naegleria gruberi, 1200 nucleotides. RefSeq lists its product as uncharacterized. Lineage: Eukaryota; Heterolobosea; Eutetramitea; Acrasida; Naegleriidae. The record is from RefSeq and is a predicted model, not a curated record. Gene Ontology annotation, cellular component: Ino80 complex; MLL1 complex; NSL complex. Gene Ontology annotation, molecular function: G-quadruplex RNA binding. The coding region runs from base 1 to 1200 and encodes 399 amino acids. Gene Ontology annotation, biological process: positive regulation of transcription by RNA polymerase II. The transcript has 2 exons.
AUGACCAACCAAGAGAAUUGUGGACCAACAACAAAUGAAUUGGUGAAUAGUAAUUCUAAUAGUAAUACAAUACCAUUAUCAUCAUCGUUACCAACAAAUGAUACAUCAUCAACAAUAAUUUGUACUUCUAAAACACAUCAAUUAUCUAAAUUUUACAAGUGGUGUCCUCAUGAUGAUUAUUUAUUAAUUAAAGGAGUAGAGAAGGGAAUGUCAGCAGAGGAAAUUAGAGGAUCAAUCAAGUUUGAGAGGAGUUUCACAACGGAAGAAAUUACAGAAAGAUGGUUAUCAAUUUUAUAUGAUCCGACAAUUUCCCAAAUUACUGGCAAGCACAUGAAUAUGUUACAAUCAGUGAAAAAUUAUAAACGAGUUCCUUGGUCAAAUGAAGAAAAUCAAAUUAUAUUUAAAGAGGCAGAAACUCAUAAGGAGGUACCAUUAAAUUUCGAAUUAAUUUAUGAUAAAUAUAGGGAUUGUUUGCAUCCAUCUAGAUGUCCAAAAACAUUGGAAGCACACUAUCAGAGAAUGAGAAGAAAAGGAAUUAUCAAGGAACAUAUUUCGUCAGUCACUGAAACACAACCAAUACAAACACCAACAGCUGUUGGAUCGACGAUGGAUGAUGAAGAUGAGGAUUAUGAUGAAACAAAAACAUUUUCAGAAUUGGAAAAGGAGGUGUUGAAUGCUCCAAUACCAAAUGAUUUGGAAAUGAGAGCACAAAAUAUUCAAUUGAUAGAAAAUAAGGUAUCAGAAAAGAAUGAACUAAAGAAAAUUCACAAACUUGAAAAGGAAAAUGAUAUUGAUGAACAGGCUACAGGCACCAAGAAGAUUAAACUCUCAUUUGAAGAGAAUGUAAUUGCUGUAUUUGAUGGAAUACAAUCUAAGCAAAAUAUUUACAAAUCAGAAUCUAUCAUUGGAAGAAAGAAUUCUAGCUUUAAUGUAGAUGUUGACCUAAGUAUUGAAUCUGAGGAUAUUGGAAAGAUCUCAAGAAAGCAAGCUGUUCUUACACUGAGUUAUACAAUUGAAGAAAAACCUGCUGUAAAGACAAUUAUUGCCACUGGUGAAAGCGGUGAAAAAAUUGAUAGAGUUGCUGAUGUAGAAGAUCUUUCUGGAACAAUAGAUGAGUCCAGCAAUAAGAGAGUAGUUUUCACAUUCAAGUUACAAAAUGAGGUGGAAAGUUUGUUUUUAAAAUCUCUACAGAAGGUUUAA